This is a messenger RNA of Arachis ipaensis, 2907 nucleotides long. NCBI's taxonomy places the organism in Eukaryota, Viridiplantae, Streptophyta, Magnoliopsida, Fabales, Fabaceae. The record is from RefSeq and is a predicted model, not a curated record.
UUGGGCGGAUGCAAAUUUUCCUCAACGUGGAACCUGCUUCCUUCUGGAAUCUAGAAAUACUUGAUGUGGACUUGAAUCAUAACUUUUCACAUAGGCUUCAACAUCAAUGCUUACUUGCUUCUUCUUACUCUUCUUCCUUCCUCUCACUCUCUCUGCAUCAUCAUGGACAUGGGUCAAAGCUGGUUAUUACUAUUCUGCCAGUGAAAUCUCUGCUUCAGACAUCAAAUCCACACUCUUCACUCACCUCUUAUAACAUCUUCAUCAACGCUUCUGAACUUCACAAGUUCUCAGCCUUCACCCAAACAGUUAAGUUCCAAAACCCAACCGUUUCAACACUUUCCUUUUCUCAAUGCUAAACCAAUCUUCUCAUAGAAAAUCCUUCAUUCAUUCUUCUAUUACAACAGCAAGGUCACAUGGUUUUCAAGGCAUAGAACUUAAUGGAGCAUCCCCAGUACCGGCUUCGGAGCUUGCCGAUUUCGGGAAACUUCUGGAGGAGUGGCGAGCUGCCAUAACUUCUGAGAGGAACUUGGAUUGGGUGCAUUUUCUGGCAUAUGAUUACUAUGUUCCUACAAAGAACAAUAUCACGGGUUUUCAUGCAGCUUUGUAUGGUCCAACUAAUUGGGACAACACUGAUUCUGGUAUCAAAGAAUGGAGAAGAAGGGGAUUCUCAUCUAACAAGCUUGUAAUUGGGUUGCCUUAUCAUGGAUAUGCAUGGACACUUGUGAAUCAAGGGGAGAAUUGCAUCGCGGCACCAGCAUCAGGACCUGCCAUUACAAUGAUAAAGAGUUUUCUUAGAAGCUUCGGGAAUAAUGGUGUUGUUUCAAGAUUUAAUAACACUUUUGUGGUGGAUGAGUUCACAGUUGCAGCCACCAUUUGGGUUGAUUUUGAUGAUGUGGAUUCAAUCAGAGCCAAAGUUUCUUAUGCCAAGGAAAAGGGACUUCUUGGCUACAGUGUGUUCCAACUUGCCAACGAUGACAAUUGGAUCCUUUCAAAGGCAGCUCAAGAAGUAGAUGAAGAUCAUCAUAAGAGGAGGUUGUUGAUAAUUGUUCUGCUAUCAACAGUAACUGUCAUAAUUCUGUUGGGAAUAGUGUUUUGCUACUGCCACAGAGGAACCGCAGCCACCAUUACAAAAGCAUUAUACAAAAUAAGGAAAUGUUUAUCAGGAGCUGAACAAGAUCAUGUAGAAGGGAAUGGUUCUGACUUGACUGCAUUCAGUUAUCUCACAAUCAAAAUGGCAACAAAUAACUUCUCAAGAGAUAAUAAACUUGGAGAGGGUGGAUUUGGCACGGUUUAUAAGGGAAAAUUACGAAAGGGGGAGGAGAUAGCUGUGAAAAGGCUCUCAGAAAGCUCGAAUCAAGGCCUAGAAGAGUUAAAAAAUGAAAUCGCGCUUACGGCAAGAUUACAACAUGUGAAUUCGGUUAGACUUCUGGGUUACUGCACAAAAAGGGAUGAGAAGAUUUUGAUCUAUGAAUACCUACCAAACAAAAGCUUAGAUCAUUUUCUCUUUGAUCCAAGGAAAUCAAUUCUUUUAGACUGGAGCAAGCGCGCCAACAUCAUUGAAGGGGUUACUCAAGGCCUUCUUUAUCUCCAAGAGUACUCAAAUUUCACCAUAAUCCACCGAGAUCUCAAAGCCAGUAAUAUUUUAUUAGACCAUAAUAUGAAUCCCAAGAUAUCAGAUUUUGGGAUGGCAAGAAUUUUCAGGAAAUAUGACCUUGAAGCAAACACAAGCAGGAUUGUUGGGACAUACGGUUAUGUACCUCCUGAGUAUGUGAGAAAAGGCAUAUACUCAACGAAGUACGAUGUUUAUAGCUUUGGAGUUCUUCUGUUGCAAAUCAUAAGUGGGAAGAGGACUUCAUGUUACUAUGGACCACAUGAAAAUAUGAACCUGUUGGAAUAUAUAUGCGGCCGAGGGAGAUCCGGCUGGUCAUGAGUGGGUACCUGCCCUCUCUGAUGUCUCAAUCAGACCUGGUUGGUUUUGGCAUCCUUUAGAACUUCCAAAGUCUGCAAUCAAUCUACUUGAAAUAUACUAUUAAGUCGGUUGGUCGAAAUUGUCACUUGCUACUCAAUGUGCCUCCAAACUCGUCGGGUCUCAUUUCACCCGAGGAUAUCCAAGUUCUUCAAGAGUUCACUGAACUCAGAAGAUCCAUAUUCUCCAACAAUUUCGCUAUAAAUGCGCUUCUUCAAGCCAGCAGCACGCGAGGAGAAGGAGGAGGAGGAGGAGGAGGAACUUGUGAUUCACAGUUUAGUAGUGGAGGAAACACUUUUACACCCAACACUGCAAACAUAAGUGGCAGAGGCUUCCCAGGUGCUCCAAGCAGCCCCUUCUCUACCCCAGCGGAGUCAACAAUGUUCCUGAAUUCAAGUUCUAAGCAGCCAUCCUUUGGCUUCAAUGACUUGAGCUCCACUCCAAUGUUUCAGACUACACCAGAUGUUCAAUCUCCAAGCAUGUCCCAAGGAGAGAAUGUUUCCACAGAUCUCAGUAUUUGGUUAAAAGAGAAAUGGAAUCCUGGAGAGAUUCCCAAAGAAGCUCCUCCAGAUUCAGUUGUUCGGUAGAAAUUCACAAACACAGCGCUCUGUACUAUGUUAACAAGAUUCAACAGUGAUGUUAGUUGUAUUUUUAUUAUGUUUGAUUAUGUCAGAUCAAGAGCAUAUCAAAAAUUGCUCUGGCUUUAGGAUAGUUGAUUUAUAUCAAUUGAUUUUGCAAAGAGCCGAGUGAAUAUUCAAAGGCCUUUAAUGUAAUUCAUAACUGUUAAAAUAUUCUGAUCUCAUUUUGAGCCAGAAUCAUAAAAUAUAUAGUUCUUACAUUGGAUGCCAUAUAGAUUGAAUCUUCUUUUUGUAAUUUUCCAAAUUUCAUAUUACGAGAGUAAAGAAAAACAUAUGUACAUGAACCAGAAAUGACUAUGCUGA